AUGGAGAAUCGUGCCCCUAUUAUUGACCAAAUCCCUGCGGUCAUCAGAAACUUCCUGAAUGAACAUGAUCCUUCGACAUCAAUUCCCGCAACCAGGAUUUUAGGCGACACACCAAACAGUAUUAUUGAUCACAGCGAUUUUGCUGGUUCAAUCAAGACGAUUAUCGAAGCCGUCAAAGACAUCAUUGCUACUUGCCGCCCAGACACCAAAGUUCGCUGGAUUGCUAUCACCAAAUUUGAGGGGCGCCAUUCCUUUUUUGUGCUUGACCUCAACAAUAGUGAAUAUGUGUAUGAGUAUGCUCAUAUACAACGAAAGAAAAUCCCUGUUUACGUCCUUCGACUAUCUAAAGCGCCCAAAAUUUUCAGAUAUGAGCGGCAAGAUCAAAUACUUGCCGAGAAACUUGCGGAGAUGCACAACUUACAUGGCAAUGACCCACUUCCUUUGUUUGACGAUCACACCAAACAUCUAGUCUACCCCUCACCCCGUGACCUGCUGUAUUGA
Penicillium verhagenii is the source of this 501-nucleotide messenger RNA. RefSeq lists its product as uncharacterized. The record is from RefSeq and is a predicted model, not a curated record. The coding region runs from base 1 to 501 and encodes 166 amino acids. NCBI's taxonomy places the organism in Eukaryota, Fungi, Ascomycota, Eurotiomycetes, Eurotiales, Aspergillaceae. The transcript has a single exon.